Molecule: messenger RNA, 798 nt
Organism: Macadamia integrifolia
Lineage: Eukaryota; Viridiplantae; Streptophyta; Magnoliopsida; Proteales; Proteaceae
Product: 17.8 kDa class I heat shock protein-like
Exons: 1
Coding region: 133-591 (152 amino acids)
Biological process (GO): protein folding; response to salt stress; protein complex oligomerization
Source: RefSeq, a predicted model, not a curated record
AAAGCCUCUAUAAAUACACUUCUCAUCCACCUCCACAAAGCACAGAAUCGAAGUAGUAGUUGAUAACUAUCAAGCAAUAUCCCUCUUUCUCUUUCAUCUUCUGAUCAUUAUCUAGUUCUUCAGAAACCCAAGAUGUCUCUGAUCCCAAGCAUCUUCAAUGGUCGAAGAACCAACAUCUUCGACCCAUUCUCUCUAGACAUAUGGGAUCCAUUCAUGGACUUCCCUCGCCCUCAACUCGCAAGCGAAACAGUGGCAUUUGUUAAUGCCCGAGUCGAUUGGAAAGAGACCCCUGAAGCCCAUAUCUUGAAAGCUGAUCUUCCUGGGGUCAAGAAGGAAGAAGUGAAGGUGGAAGUUGAGGAAGGUAAGGUGUUGCAGAUUAGUGGAGAGAAAAGCAAAGAGAAGGAAGAGAAGAAUGACAAGUGGCACCGUGUGGAGCGAAGCAGCGGCAAGUUUUUACGGCGGUUCAGGUUGCCGGAGAAUGCAAAAGUGGAUAAGGUGAAGGCCACUAUGGAAAAUGGUGUCCUAACUGUUACUGUACCCAAGGAAGAAUUGAAGAAGCCUGAGGUUAAGGCCAUUGAGAUCUCUAGCUGAACUCUGAAGGGGUAGAACUGAAAAGAAUUUCUUGAUAUGUUUAUGUUAUGUUUUUCUUUCAUGAGAUGUUGUGUGGAAUAAUUAGAAGAAGAAAAAGAAACUUAGUUGGGAAACUGAGUUUAGUGAAGCUCGCUCACUGAAGCUGGUAGUUAAGUUGUUAUCUCUAUUUUGUGUGUUUUAACUCUAAAUAAAUGGUUAUUAUAUAGC